GCCAUUUUCGAAACUAGAGUUUAGGUUUCUUCUUUAGCGUGAUAGGCAUUUUGUAAAUUUUUAAGUAAAUUGUUAAAAUGUCAGUUUGCACGGAAGAAAAAUUCUGUGAAACACCAAAGUGUGAAAAUACUGCUCGUCUUCGAUGCCCUACGUGCAUUAAACUCGGUAUAGAAGGAUCUUACUUUUGUUCCCAAGAGUGUUUUAAAGGAAAUUGGGAUGUACAUAAAUUACUUCAUAGAAAAGCUAAAAAUAUUCAGCAAGUUUCUAAUGAAUCAAUUUAUAAUCCUUGGCCAUGGUAUGAAUUUACUGGAAAAUUAAGGCCUUUCCAAGUAGUAAGACAUCCUCUAAGUGAACAAGCAGUUAAAGGUUCUACUCAUAUAAAAGUACUAGAUGAUGAGGAAAUAGAAGGUUUAAAAGUUGCUUGUAAAUUAGCUAGAGAAGUAUUGGAUGUAGCUGCUAAUGCUGUUGCUGUUGGGGUUACUACUGAUGAGAUUGAUAGAUUAGUACAUGAGGCUUGUAUUGAGAAAGAAUGCUAUCCUUCUCCAUUAAAUUAUUAUGGUUUUCCAAAAUCCUGUUGCACAAACUUAAAAAAUAUAUUAAUUUUACAAUUUAUUUCAGUUGAUAUCACUGUUUAUCAUCGUGGAUUUCAUGGAGAUUUAAAUGAAACAUUUUUUGUUGGGAAUGUAGAUGAAGAGUCCAAAAAGCUAGUCAAAGUAACACAUGAAUGCUUAACAAAAGCUAUUGAAAUUGUUAAACCUGGUGUGAAAUAUAGAGAAAUUGGCAAUGUCAUUCAGAAGCAUGCUCAAGCACACGGUUUCUCUGUUGUAAGAAGCUUUUGUGGCCAUGGCAUUCAUAGGUUAUUUCAUACUGCUCCAAGUGUACCACAUUAUGCAAUUGAUAUCACUGUUUAUCAUCGUGGAUUUCAUGGAGAUUUAAAUGAAACAUUUUUUGUUGGGAAUGUAGAUGAAGAGUCCAAAAAGCUAGUCAAAUUUGAAGUUUAUUGUAUGAUCUGUAACUUAUUAUCACUCUUAGGCACUUGGAGAGAGGUGGUUUGGCCCGACAACUGGACGGCAGUCACACAAGACGGAAAGCGUUCGGCCCAGUUUGAACAGACUCUUCUGGUUACGGAUACAGGUUGCGAAAUUUUGACCCGUCGGCGUGAUAAAAAUGGUCAACCAUACUUUAUGGAUAAUUAAGACCAAAAUGAUCAGUGAUAUAAAAAA
Molecule: messenger RNA, 1223 nt
Organism: Centruroides sculpturatus (bark scorpion)
Lineage: Eukaryota; Metazoa; Arthropoda; Arachnida; Scorpiones; Buthidae
Product: methionine aminopeptidase 1-like
Exons: 11
Coding region: 78-1196 (372 amino acids)
Biological process (GO): proteolysis
Molecular function (GO): metalloaminopeptidase activity
Source: RefSeq, a predicted model, not a curated record